Molecule: messenger RNA, 541 nt
Organism: Cetraspora pellucida
Lineage: Eukaryota; Fungi; Glomeromycota; Glomeromycetes; Diversisporales; Gigasporaceae
Source: the annotation of a GenBank genome assembly
AUGUUUAUCAUCAACUGGUUUUUUGAUGUGUUAGCAUCGUUAGGUCUCGUUAACAAAAAUGCGAAAAUUUUAUUUCUGGGAUUAGACAAUGCGGGAAAGACUACCUUGCUACACAUGUUAAAGAAUGAUCGUCUUGCGACCUUGCAACCGACAUUACAUCCUACCUCGGAGGAGCUAUCUAUAGGAAAUGUUCGUUUCACAACUUAUGAUCUUGGUGGACAUCGACAAGCUCGACGUCUCUGGAAAGAUUAUUUCCCAGAAGUAUCUGGUAUUGUUUUCAUGGUUGACGCUCAAGAUCGUGACCGAUUUGGAGAGAGCAAAACAGAAUUAGAUGCACUUCUCUCAAUUGAAGAACUUUCAAAGGUGCCUUUCUUAAUCUUGGGAAAUAAAAUUGAUGCCCCAGGUGCAGUAUCCGAAGAUGAACUGAGACAUGCACUUGGACUGUAUCAAACAACUGGCAAGGGCAGGGUUAUGUCAAGAGACAUUCGCCCAAUCGAAGUUUUUAUGUGUUCUGUCGUUAUGAGGCAAGGAUACGGUGAUG